UGUAUUUUCAUCAGAAAGAAUUGUUCGGCAAUUACCUGAAAGUAUUGAAUUUUGGAAUAAGUUAAUUAGGAACAUGCUACCAAACAAUCCAAUUAUAAAUAAUAUUGCAGAUAAAAUCGUUGAUAAGAUUGGAGGAUUGAAUAGUUUUAUUGGUGUACAUUCUAGAUUAAGAAGUGGCUUUUUUGUCAAGAGACGAAAUAAUACAGUACAAGGACUCAUCGAAAAAAUUCAAACAGAUUUUAAAGAUGGAGUUUGUUUAACAACAAAAAUAUAUAUGGCAAUAGAUUUAGAGCGAAAUCAUUCUUCCCUUCAACCGCUCUUUAAAACAUUCUCAUGUAUCUACGUACUAGAUGACUUUAAUGAUCUUUUAGAACCUUUAAAAUUUUUAAAAAAUCCUAGAGAUGGUAUGAUCAUGUAUAAAUUUCUAAUACCGUUAGUAGAUUUGAUAGUAGUAUCAAAAGGCAGUAAGUUUUAUGGAACUGAAAAGAGCACUUUUUCAAGUUACGCUAAACGAUUAAAUGAAGCAUGGAUUAGAUGA
Dentiscutata heterogama is the source of this 538-nucleotide messenger RNA. NCBI's taxonomy places the organism in Eukaryota, Fungi, Glomeromycota, Glomeromycetes, Diversisporales, Gigasporaceae. The record is from the annotation of a GenBank genome assembly.